CCAGCAUGUGUUAUAUCGGUGAGUCUGGCGAGGAGUUCAGUGAAUGACAGAAGGGACAUGAAUAAAAUGUGUUUGCGGUGGAGAAAUGGCACCAUGCCGGACCUAGUGACUCAUGUAUGUAGCCGUGCGGCUCUCCGAUGAUCAUUUCUGUGUGUUCAGACAGAUAAACGUGUGAAACUCUGCUGAACCAGCAUCAGUGACGUCAUCAUUACUGUAGGGAAAUUGAAGGAAUAAAAAGCUUGUGUGACAUGCAGCGGUUUGUGUGUGCUCAAGUCUUCAGGCAGAUGGCUGCCCUGCUGCACAUCAGACAUGCAUACUGCAGUCACCCCACACAGAUGCUGGAAACCCCAGCCUGGCGGUGCUGGACACUCCUGAGCUCCGGCACACGAUGUCUGAGCUCCUCUAGUGCCGUCUGCUCUCCAGCCUCACGAAAAAACUCCUCCAGAGAUUAUCCGGUUAAUGUAGCUACAGGGCAGGAUGAUCCAGACCCGCUGCAGGACAAAUCAAUUGGCCUCAUCCAGAAGUACAAAAAGACCUUCAAGCAGUAUGGCAAAGUCAUGAUCCCUGUGCACUUGGUGUUGUCUACAGUAUGGUUCAGUACAUUUUACUAUGCUGCAAUGAAAGGAGUAAAUUUGGUGCCAUUUCUUGAGUAUGUUGGAUUUCCUGACAAGGUUGUUAAACUGCUGGAGAAUUCUCAAAGUGGAUAUGCACUGACAGCAUAUGCCAUGUACAAGAUCGCCACACCUGCAAGGUACACUGUGACUUUAGGAGGAACAUCACUCUCUGUGAAGUACCUGAGGAAGCACGGCUACAUGUCCACUCCUCCACCUGUGAAAGAAUACCUGCAGGAGAAGAUGGAGGAGACCAAAGAGAGGAUCUCUGAGAAGAUGGAAGAGACCAAGGAUCGGAUAUCUGUGAGAAUGGAGGAAACGAAAGACAAGUUCACUGAAAAACUUCAAGAAACCAAAGACAAAGUGUCUUUCCGGAAGAAAAAGGAAUAGGUUUAUAAUGCCUCAUGAAGGGGCUAUUAUGACUUACGAGAGGUCAGAAUGUGAGUGUUGCACUAAAGAUUAUCUGACACCACCAAUAAUGUUAUGAAGAUUCACAUGAUUUUAUUUAACAAUAUAAUUCACUUUAAAGGGAAAUGAAAAUUCUGUCUUUUUACUCAUGAGAAACAUCAUGAAUUCUGUCUUAAGAAUAAAUAAAUAUCUAAAGUAGGCUCAUAGCUUUACAGUUAUAAUAGGCACAUAACAGGUUAAGCUAUCGCAAGAUGGUAAAAUCAUAGUUCAUUAAGAUUAUAGUUUCUCCACGACUAGAUAUAAAAUAUUACAGCACAUCAAAAGCAUAUAAGUCCGCUGAAAGCUGUUGGACUCUACAUGAACUAUAUAUUUUUUUUAAAGGAUGAGAGUAUGUUUUUCUAAAGAGGACAUGGUGUAAUUUGUCCAAUAUUAUAAAUGUCCACAUGUGAGGCCUGUUAUUGUAUAGCAGUAAUGCUCCAUUCAUAGCACUGCUUUGUUCAUUUCUUACAGUGGCAAUUUAAAUUAUAUUUCAACUAAAAAACAGCACUUGAACUAGUCACAUAGAUGUGUUACUGAAGAUAAAAUUAUCAUGUUACAAAAUUCUGAUUAUUAAUUGGGUAUUAUGCAAAACAGUUCAUCACAAAGCUGCAGAUUUACAUGUAAUGCAGAUAGCUAAUGUACCGAACUGAAAAAUACAGAAAGAGAGAAACUUUAAUUCACAAAUAGUCUUGUGUCAUUCUGCAAAUCAAACGAAAUCCAAGAACGAACAACCAUUUUGCAUCCUUUUUGGAAGUCACCAAAAGUUCCUGCCAUGAUGUCAGAUAUUUAACUUAUAUGAUGAUCUUUUGAAUUGUUGUUUUUCAGUAAUUAAUGUCCAUGCACUACCUGUCAUACACACCUACAGGUUCUAUGUUUGCUUUAGUUUUGCAUAGUGAGAAAUAGGGUUGCCACUUUUUAAGUUUUAAAAUAAGGGAGGGGGGGGUCACGGUCACGGUCCUAACCACAUCCUCCACAGUUUUAGCAAUAAAUGCGUUAAUAUGCGUUAUUAAUAAAAAUUGUAUAUCCUUUCUUAUAUGCUAAAAUUAGAAUUUUCCUGACCCAUGACUUAUUUAUAAAAAAUAAUAAUAAAAAAAACAUUUAUAUGUUAAAGAUAUAUUUAUUUUUAUUUUUUCGAUUAUUUGUCUUAAUAAUGUAUACAUUUUGGAUGGUUUAUAUAUAUAUAUAUAUAUAUAUAUAUAUAUAUAUAUAUAUAUAUAUAUAUAUAUAUAUACAAAAUGUAUCUUUUUUUUUUUUUUAAUUUGUAUUUUAUUUUUUUCCUUCACCUGUACUUGUCUUUAUGAUUGUAUUCAUACAUUGUCUGAUCUUAUUGAACAUUUUUAUAGAAAAAAAACUCCACCGUUUAACCACCAUUUGUGGACUUUACAGACGGUCCCUUACCACACCCUCCACAGUAUCAGCACGUUUUAGCACAAUGUGUGGACAUUUCAGACGGUCCCUUACUCACCGUAGGCACAUUUUUCAACUUACAACAAUGUUAAAUUAGCGAUCUGGAACGAUUUCACCGUGAGGGCAUCUGACCAGCUUAAAUACGGGACAAAUCGCGUCCCAUCAUUUUAUCUUUAAAUACGGAACGGGUGAGAAAUGAGGUUUCAUCCUUUAACUGAUUAUUGAACCGCUGAUGAAAUGUUUCUGCUGGUCAAGCACUUGGACUGUCUGCUUUGUCUGUUAAUGUUCAUAUGGAUGUUAUGGUUAUGAGGCGAGGCUGCAUCUGUUGUUUUGUCAGUUAACUGAAGGAUGCACCAUGAUGUGAUUACACCUGUCUGUCCACACGAACAAUAAAGACAUAAAAAAUAAA
This is a messenger RNA of Myxocyprinus asiaticus (Chinese sucker), 2874 nucleotides long. RefSeq lists its product as uncharacterized. Gene Ontology annotation, cellular component: mitochondrion. NCBI's taxonomy places the organism in Eukaryota, Metazoa, Chordata, Actinopteri, Cypriniformes, Catostomidae. Bases 249 to 1001 code for a protein of 250 amino acids. The transcript is spliced from 5 exons. The record is from RefSeq and is a predicted model, not a curated record.